Messenger RNA from Planococcus citri (citrus mealybug), 1504 nucleotides. Its product is annotated as calcyphosin-like protein. Gene Ontology annotation, molecular function: calcium ion binding. Bases 481 to 1119 code for a protein of 212 amino acids. The record is from RefSeq and is a predicted model, not a curated record. NCBI's taxonomy places the organism in Eukaryota, Metazoa, Arthropoda, Insecta, Hemiptera, Pseudococcidae. The transcript is spliced from 5 exons.
AUGUUUCUGAGUAGAUGUGUUCAUUCUAUUUAUUCAUUUUUAAUAAAAUGAAUCCAAUUUUUAUAUAUCUCUCAAGAUGCAAUGACAACAAAAACUAGAAAAGACGCAUUAUAUUUUCGGAUCGAUCAAUUUUGGGUGGGGCUUAUAAUUUUGUCUCGGUGAAUGGUGCCGUUCUAGAUUGAAAAUUGCCCGUCUAAAACGUAGUCGGGCACAUCUUUUGACAUGAACAAUUCGAUUUCCGUUUAAAAACUUCAAGUACGAACAGAGAAUUUUUGGGUUAGGCAUUCAUUCAAUUGUGUUAUCAUAUCGUUAAAACAAUCGUUUCAUUUGAGUAUCCAUUAUCGCUCAUCCUCGUCAAUUCCGUAAUAGUACACCGAAACAAACUGUUGAAUUUUGUAUAGGUGACUUAAUAAAUAAACACCAAUUUGAGCUUAUUACCGAGUUUUGAGACAUUCGUAAAAUUUAUAUCGGAAGUACGAUAUGUGGCAAAGAAAAGCUGCAGCUCGCCAGCAAGAAGCUGAAGACAAAUCGCUAGCUCGAAAACUCGCAGAUCAAGCCACAGAUCCUCUGGAAAAAUUACGCUAUCUUUGUCUCGCGAGAGGUUCUACAGGAAUUUUAGGUUUGGGAAGAGUGUUCCGGCGUAUGGAUGAUGAUGGAAAUAAGUCAUUAAAUUACGAAGAGUUUGCGAAAGGAAUUGAAGAAUCGGGCCUAAAACUAUCUGAUGAACAAAGCAAAAUUUUAUUUUCACGAUUCGAUAAAGAUAACAGCGGAGCAAUUGAAAUGACUGAAUUUAUAAUCGCUAUUCGCCCGCCCAUGUCUCCUAUGCGUAUCAAGGUUCUCAAAGAAGCUUUCAAAAAAAUCGACCAAACUGGUGAUGGAGAAAUCACUCUUGAAGACUUGAAAAAUGUGUACUCUGUCAAAAUGCAUCCUCGAUAUUUAAGUGGAGAAGAGACCGACGAACAAAUUCUGAAACAGUUCUUGGCUGUAUUUGAACAAGAUGGUAUUAUUGAUGGAAAAGUAACCGAAGAAGAAUUCAUGAACUAUUAUUCCGGUAUAAGUGCCUCAAUUGACAACGACAUAUAUUUUGAUUUAAUGAUUCGUCAAGCGUUUCAACUUUAAGAAAAAAACAUGUUGAGAAAGAAAGGGAUAGGGAGAGUGGAAUGGCUUCAAUUACUUAUGUAUACCUAUUUUAAAGGAAUAAUCAACCUCAUCAUGACUAGGACAGAAAAAUUCUGAAUCUGGAUACGUAGGUAUUCCAGAAUAAUACGUCGACUUUUACGCUAUUGGUACCUAUUUUAAAUUUUAAUGUACAAUUUGUGCUGUACGUAUGUGUGUAGUUUUUUUGGGGCAAUCUUAUUUCAAAAUUUUCAUUUUAUUAUUACCGUACGUCUAUUUAUUUUUACUUUGGUACAUAUUAUUGUUCUUUUUCUUUAUUUAAUGUUCUUAUCAUUGUUUUUAUUACAAUUGUAAUACAUUUUUUCAAAAUAAAAGCACAUUAAUCGUU